Echinops telfairi (small Madagascar hedgehog) is the source of this 3116-nucleotide messenger RNA. It is a transcript of the gene SAFB, whose product is annotated as scaffold attachment factor B. The record is from RefSeq and is a predicted model, not a curated record. Gene Ontology annotation, molecular function: sequence-specific DNA binding; RNA binding. The transcript has 21 exons. Lineage: Eukaryota; Metazoa; Chordata; Mammalia; Afrosoricida; Tenrecidae. The coding region runs from base 109 to 2943 and encodes 944 amino acids. Gene Ontology annotation, biological process: regulation of transcription by RNA polymerase II; regulation of mRNA processing. Gene Ontology annotation, cellular component: nucleus.
GGGGCGGCUGGAGCAGUUCCCUCUCAGGCGGCGCCAUUUUGUGCGAGGAGCCGAGAUCCUAGCGGCCCGGUUCUGUGUGAAGUGGGCAGCCGAGCCAGGGUCCCUGGAAUGGCGGAGACUCUAUCAGGCCUAGGCGAUUCGGGUGCGGUGGGCGCAGCGGCUCUGAGCUCCGCCUCGUCGGAGACGGGGACGCGGCGCCUUAGCGACCUGCGGGUGAUCGACCUGCGGGCGGAGCUGAAGAAACGGAACCUGGACUCCAGCGGCAACAAGAGCGUUUUGAUGGAGCGCCUGAAAAAGGCAAUUGAAGAAGAAGGGGGUAACCCUGAUGAAAUUGAAAUUACUUCGGAAGGAAACAAGAAAACAUCCAAGCGGUCCAGCAAAGGGCGGAGAGCGGAAGAAGAAGGUGUGGAAGAUAAUGGACUGGAGGAGAACUCUGGGGAUGGGCAGGAGGAUGUUGAGACCAGUCUGGAGAACCUGCAGGACAUUGACAUGAUGGACAUCAGCGUGCUGGAUGAGGCCGAAAUCGACAAUGGGAGUGUGGCGGACUGUGACGAGGAUGCUGACACCCUCCCGGAGCCCCUGGCCGACAGCCGAGAGCUGGUUGAAGGCGAGAUGAAGGAGCUUCCCGAGCAGCUCCAAGAUCACUCGGAGAUGGAGGACAAGGACACAAUAAACAAUUUAGAUACGUCGCCAUCUGAUUUCACCAUAUUACAGGAAAUUGAAGAGCCGUCCCUGGAGCCAGAAAAUGAGAAAAUACUCGACAUUUUGGGGAAAACUUGUAAAUCUGAGCCAGUAAAAGAAGAAGGUUCCGAGCUGGAGCAGCCAUUGGCACAGGACACAAGUAGCGUGGGGCCAGACAGGAAGUGUGCGGAGGAAGAGGACCUUUUUGUCAGCGCUCACCCGGAAGAGGAGGAGCAGGAGCAAGAGGAGGAGAAGGAAGGUGCUUUAGCUGUGGCCAGCGAGUCCACAGACGCUCAGUGGAGCAAGGCAGACACCCUGUUAGCGGUAGUGAAAAGGGAGCCCGUGGAGCAGACGGGCGACGGCGAGAGGCCGGACUGUGAGCCCACGGGGCUAGAGAAGCCAGUUGAGCAGAGUAGUAAAGGCCCCGAAGACGCGGAGGCCUCGGGCCAGGAGGCGGCGACAGAAGCUCUCCAGGAAGACUCAAGCGCUGAGCCCCAAGAUAGCAAAGAAGACGUGAAGAAGGGGGACCUGGAAGCUUGUAAUGAAGCCCCCCCAGCUCCCAAAGAGUCCUCCGCCAGGGAGGGCGCUGAUCAGAAAAUGAGUUCUGGCGACGAUGACUCGGAUGCAAAACGCCUUUCUAAAGAGGAAAAGGGUCGGAGCAGUUGUGGUAGGAAUUUCUGGGUCAGUGGCCUUUCUUCUACCACCAGAGCUACAGACUUGAAGAAUCUCUUCAGCAAGUAUGGAAAGGUUGUGGGUGCCAAGGUUGUGACCAAUGCUCGGAGCCCCGGGGCUCGCUGCUACGGCUUUGUCACCAUGUCUACUGCCGAGGAGGCCACAAAGUGCAUCAGCCACCUCCACAAAACGGAGCUCCAUGGGAAGAUGAUCUCCGUGGAGAAGGCCAAGACGGAGCCUGCGGGCAAGAAAGCCUCCGACAAGCGAGAGGGCGAGGGCAAGAAGGACAAGUCUGGUGCCAGUGACAGAUCUGGAAACCUCAAAAGGGAUGACAAAGGUGACAGGAAGGAUGAGGCAAAGAAGGGCGAAGAAGGAAGCGGGGAAAAGGGUAAAGAUCCAGAUGAUCCGAAUUCCGGCCCCCCUGAGCGAUCUCGAAUCACCAAGUCAGGGAGCCGAGGUACUGAGCGGACCGUUGUCAUGGAUAAGUCUAAAGGUGUGCCCGUCAUCAGUGUGAAGACCUCAGGCUCCAAGGAGCGAGCUUCCAAGAGCCAGGACCGCAAAUCUGCCAGCAGAGAGAAGCGCUCGGCUGUGUCCUUCGAUAAAGCCCGGGAACCGCGCAAGUCCAGAGACUCAGAGUCCCGGAGGGUGCGUGAGCGCAGUGAGCGGGAGCACCGCAUGCAGACGCAGUGGGAGCUGGAGGAGCGGGAGCGGCUGGAGAUUGCCCGCGAGAAGCUGGCCUUCCAGCGGCAGAGGCUGGAGCGCGAGCGCUGGGAGCGGGAGCGGCUGGAGCGCGAGCGCAUGCACGUGGAGCACGAGCGCCGCAGGGAGCAGGAGCGCAUCCACCGCGAGCGCGAGGAGCUGCGGCGCCAGCAGGAGCUGCGUUAUGAGCAGGAGCGGCGGCCUGCUGUGCGGAGGCCCUACGACAUGGAUGGCCGGCGUGACGAUGCCUACUGGCCAGAAGCCAAGCGGGCUGCCCUGGAAGACCGCUACCACUCUGACUUCAGCCGCCAGGACCGCUUCCACAGCUUCGACCACCGCGAUCGAGGCCGUUAUCCUGACCACGCGGUCGACAGGAGAGACAGUUCGAGGUCAAUGAUGGGAGACAGAGAAGGGCAGCACCCCUCAAGUCCUGAGACCUCCUUCCUGCCCUGCCCCUUUGACCACCAGCACUACCACGAGCGCCAUGGAGGGCCCGAGCGCCAUGGCCGGGACUCUCGAGACGGCUGGGGUGGCUACGGCUCCAACAAGAGAAUGAGUGAAGGCAGGGGCCUGCCGCCGCCUCCCAGGGGCAGACGUGACUGGGGGGAGCACAGCCGGAGGAUGGAUGAGGACCGUGCCUGGCAGGGCGGUGCCGAGGGUGGAGUGAUGGACAGGGACCACAAGAGGUGGCAAGGUGGAGAGAGAAACUUGUCUGGCCACUCUGGGCCGGGCCACAUGAUGAGCCGGGGAGGCAUGUCGGGGAGGGGCGGCUUUGCCCCUGGUGGAGCCUCUCGGGGGCAUGUGAUGCCACGUGGCGGGAUGCAGGGAGGAUUCGGAGGCCAGACCCGAGGGAGCAGACCCAACGAAGCCCGCUUCACCCGCCGCUACUAAUGCUUCCCGGCUCGCCCAUGCCUGCAGCUGCCGCCGCCCCCAGGAAACCUUCCCCAUGUACAAAUGCCGUUUGUUUUUUAUCUGCUGCCAUAUUGUAGCUUGAUACAAUGUGAAUUUGGGUUUUCUUUUUGUUUUGUUUUUUUGUAAUAAAUGUGUCUGUUCACGUACCUUUA